Messenger RNA from Cuscuta europaea, 1536 nucleotides. NCBI's taxonomy places the organism in Eukaryota, Viridiplantae, Streptophyta, Magnoliopsida, Solanales, Convolvulaceae. The record is from the annotation of a GenBank genome assembly.
UUAUUAUUAAAUGUAAAAAAAUAUCACGCACUUCUGCGUGUACUAAAUGGUCGUCAUAAAUUCCAAGGACAUAAAAGGCCAAGACCGGAGGGUGGCCUCGCCGGACGGUAACAACAAGAGAAGCAGAACGACGAUGACAGAAAGCGGUGGAGUGUCAUCAACGGAGACGGAGCAGGAGCACCCCCGCAACCUUACCGCCAAUUCUACCUCCAGCAACAAAGACAACAAUCCUAAUUCAACCCCCCAUGCUCCGCCGCCGACCGACCGCCCCGUUCGCGUCUACGCCGACGGAAUCUACGAUCUGUUCCAUUUCGGUCAUGCCCGCUCCCUAGAGCAAGCCAAGAAAUCGUUCCCAAACACGUACUUGCUGGUGGGGUGUUGCGAUGAUGAUACCACGCACAAGUUCAAGGGAAAAACUGUCAUGACAGCAGAGGAGCGUUAUGAGUCUCUCCGCCAUUGCAAGUGGGUUGAUGAAGUUAUUCCUGAUGCCCCGUGGGUUAUAAAUCAGGAAUUCCUUGACAAGCACCAAAUUGAUUUUGUGGCUCAUGAUGCUCUUCCGUAUGCCGAUACCAGUGGAGCUGGAAAAGAUGUCUAUGAAUUUGUGAAAGCCGUUGGGAGAUUCAAAGAAACAAAGCGUACUGAUGGAAUUUCAACUUCAGAUAUUAUAAUGAGGAUAGUUAAAGACUACAACCAAUAUGUCAUGCGCAAUUUGGAUCGUGGAUAUUCAAGGAAGGAACUUGGUGUUAGCUAUGUAAAGGAAAAACGCUUGAGAGUGAAUAUGAGACUUAAAAAGUUGCAGGAGAAGGUUAAGGAGCAGCAAGAGAAAGUGGGAGAAAAGAUUCAACAGAUUCAAACUGUUGCAAAAACUGCUGGUAUGCAUCGCAAUGAGUGGGUUGAAAAUGCAGAUCGGUGGGUUGCAGGCUUUCUUGAGAUGUUUGAGGAGGGUUGCCAUAAAAUGGGAACUGCCAUAAGGGAUCAUAUUCAGGAGAGAUUAAGAAGGCAGCAGCAAAGUGGUUUGUUGCCAUAUGGGAGUAAAGAGUAUGACACGGAUAAUGAAGAGGAUGAGUACUAUUAUGAUGAUGAGGAAGAGGAUGAUGAUGAAGAAUAUUAUGAUGAUGAAGAGUGCCAUGAGAUUACAGACAAAGAAACAAUCUUACGUGCCUGAGUCUUUCUUGCACAUGGCUGUAUGCCUGUAUCUGCUGGCCAGAGAUUUAUUUACAUGCUAUUGCUAGUAGAGAGUUCCUAAGUUACUGUAUAUGAUUUCGUCUUGUGUUCAAUCAUGUAGUGCUUUUCAAGGAUGUGUAUAUAUACAUGUGUGUGUGGCUGUUACAGUUUGCAUAGCUUGUUUAAUUUUUAUAGUUAGUGAGAGUGAGGACUGGCCUCCCAUUGCUUUGCUCUGAGUAGGGGUGGUCAAACAGUUCGUUUUGAUCUAAAAUCAAAUGUCGAAACAAAGUAAAAGUUCAGUGCGUUUCAGUUUGGUUUUAUAUUUUAAUUUUAACUAUUGAAAUCAUGGUUCCGUUGAUUCAGUUUAUUUCG